Molecule: messenger RNA, 2353 nt
Organism: Durotheca rogersii
Lineage: Eukaryota; Fungi; Ascomycota; Sordariomycetes; Xylariales; Xylariaceae
Product: kinase-like domain-containing protein
Exons: 3
Coding region: 181-2205 (674 amino acids)
Biological process (GO): peptidyl-threonine phosphorylation; peptidyl-serine phosphorylation
Molecular function (GO): ATP binding; protein serine/threonine kinase activity
Source: RefSeq, a predicted model, not a curated record
UACUACGCCUAUGACUGCUUCGAAGGGUUCGUUCUUCUCGCGGGUCCGUACCGAUAGAGAUGCCGAGAAGUCAAUGCCUCGGAGCAGCAGCUCUAUCCACCACGGCCGAAACCGACGAAGUCGUCUCACAAAUCUCCCACGCCCCGGGCCAGCCCCGAGGAGCCCCCGACGCCGUCUUCGAUGAGCAACCUGAGAAGGAAGCUCAGCCUAUCUUGGAAGCGAAGCGCCUCGAAGAGCAGCCACCACGCGCCUGCCGCGUCGUUUGAUAAGGCUGCUGAGAAACACACGCGGCAAGACGGCAUGCCGCCCCCCCGGAUACCGAUCUCGGCAUCCACGAAUCUGAAUGCGACGAAGGCGUCCAGCCCGAGCCACAGCACUAAACCUGUAGGGACAUAUCUCGAGUCGAGGCGCAGGAAGAGCUCCGCGUCUAGCUUGACGACCAUGUUCGCGGACAAGAGCCGCGUUGAUGCCUGGACGAGCUCAAAGAAGGAGAUUGGCAACAACUCGAUGGUCGAAACUUCUUCGCAACCCCCCCGAACCUCGUCCAUGCAAAAGAUCCUGCGCCCGCGGCCGUCGACUGCCUCGAUUAAGCGUCAGGACUCGUUCACCGCCGAGUUCGACAAGGAUGAUGUGGUGGCUGAGGACGAGAUGAAGAGACUAGCCAUGAGGAGGAAGGAAACUGAGAUGGCGGCCCGGACAUUGGAUGCUCUCCGUAAGAGGGCUACGCCUAAGGAGCGCGUCGGACCCCACGAGGCCAUCCGGAUAGCGAUCCUGAAUAUCUACGAAAAGGGCGAGAUUGUUGAUUACAACGACGUCUACUUCUGCGGAACACAGAACGCACACAAGGUCGUGGGCGACCUAAGCUCGAGCCUGCCAAACUUUGGAUACGACGACGAGCGCGGCGACUACUCGAUCAUCCCCGGCGACCAUCUCGCGUACCGCUACGAGAUCGUCGACGUGCUCGGAAAAGGCAGCUUCGGCCAGGUGGUGAGGUGUAUCGAUCACAAGACCGGCGUGCUUGUCGCCGUCAAAAUCAUCCGAAACAAGAAGAGAUUCCACCAGCAGGCCCUUGUCGAAGUCAACAUUUUGCAAAAGCUUCGCGAAUGGGACCCCCAUAACAGGCACAGCAUGGUCAACUUCACUCACAGCUUCUAUUUCCGAGGGCACCUCUGCAUCUCGACGGAGCUGCUCGACAUGAACCUCUACGAAUUCAUCAAAUCCAACGCGUUCCGCGGGUUCUCGAUCAAGCUCAUCAGACGAUUCACUAAGCAGAUGCUUAGCUCUCUCACCGUGCUGAAACAGCACAAGGUGAUUCAUUGCGAUCUAAAACCAGAAAACAUCCUCCUGCGGCAUCCCAUGCACUCGGAGAUCAAGGUGAUCGAUUUCGGCUCGAGCUGUUUCGAAAACGAGAAGGUGUAUACUUACAUCCAGUCGCGCUUCUACCGGUCUCCCGAGGUCAUUUUGGGAAUGACCUACGGGCUACCGAUCGACAUGUGGAGUUUGGGUUGCAUUCUUGCUGAAUUGUACACAGGCGUUCCUAUAUUCCCCGGAGAGAACGAGCAGGAGCAGCUAGCUUGUAUCAUGGAGGUGUUCGGGCCACCCGAGAAGCAUCUUAUCGAGAAGAGCACGAGGAAGAAGAUCUUCUUCGAUUCCCUGGGCAAGCCGCGCUUGUCGGUGUCGUCCAAGGGUAGGAGACGACGACCGUCCUCCAAGACGCUCCAGCAGGCGCUCAAAUGCGACGACGAGCCAUUCCUCGAUUUCAUCGCCCGCUGCCUGCGAUGGGAUCCGGACCGCCGCCUCAAGCCGGAGGAGGCAAUCCGUCACGAGUUCAUCACGGGCCAGAAAACCUCGGUCCCCGUGGCUAGGCCGCGCGAGUCUUCGCCGGUCAAGCGUCACAAUACCAUCUCGACGCCGCGACCGCUACCCGACCCGCCGGGGGCGAGCAAGGCUGGCCCGAGCCUGCGCCCUCGGGACACGACCACCAGCAGUCCUCUCAAGCCGGCCCCCGGGUCGAGACGGACCUCGGCCUUCACCAGCACCACGGCCACCACGGGCGCAAAAAGGACCAGCGGGGGCACGAACGCAACAGUGCCGUCGGCGGCGGUAGGAAACAGCAACCUUCCCCGCGUCGCCGGCCGAACGGCUAGCGGCCGACAGGAUCUGGCGUCGGUGGGAGCUAACGUUGCUAUGAGUCGACGAGCCUGAACGAAUUGAAGCAUCCCUGGCGGCGUAUGGUACGACGGGUUUUAGGGAAAAGGGGAGAGGAGGAGGGAGGGACUUACUACUAUUAGCAUUGAGUCAUUUAAGCAUGUGUUACGAGAUCCAUUGGGCAUUCAUUUCCAUUUUCCGGUCG